CACCAACCUCACCGCGCACGCGUACGGUGCACCUGCAGACUAGUUGUCUUCGGUUCUAGCUCCUUCAGCAGAUAUCCCCAUAGCCACUAGAUCAGAGGACUACGCGCGUCGAGCAGGGCAACGAUGAACGACUUAUUAGGGGACGCGCCGUCGCCGCGGUAUGGCGCGGCGGCGGAGCAGGAGGAGAUGGACAUGGAGACGGGGCUGAUGGACGGCGGCGGCACGGACCCCAAGAUGCAGCAAUUCUUCGACGAGGUGAACGACAUCAAGAACAACAUGCAGCAGAUCCGCCACCGCCUGCACAGCCUGCAGGAGGCGAACGAGGAGAGCAAGUUAGUCACGCGAGCGCCGGCCAUGAAAGCGCUGAAGGAGCGCAUGGAGGCGGACAUCGACGACGUGCUCAAGGUGGCGCAGGCCAUCAAGCGCCAGAUCGAGGCGCUCGAUAAAGCGAACGUGGACAGUCGGAGGACGCCGGGGUGCGAGGAGGGCACGGGCACGGACCGCACCCGCAUGUCCAUCACCAUGACGAUGAAGAAGAAGCUCAAGGAGCUCAUGAACGAGUUCCAGGACCUGCGCAGCAAGUUCCAGAGCGAGUACCGCGAGGUGGUGGAGCGCCGCUACUACACAGUCACUGGCAAGCGCGCUGACGCUGAGACGAUCGACACGCUGAUAGACACGGGCGACAGCGAGUCCAUAUUCCAGAAGGCCAUUCAGGAGCAGGGCCGCGGCCAGCUGAUGGACACGCUGGCAGAGAUCCAGGAGCGGCACAGCGCCGUGCAGGACAUCGAGAAGCAGCUGCUCGAGCUGCACCAGAUCUUCAUGGACAUGGCGGUGCUGGUGGAGUCGCAGGGCGAGCUGCUGGACAACAUCGAGGUGCAGGUGGGGCAGGCCGUGGACCACGUGCAACAUGGCACCAAGCAGCUCGUGGAGGCGCGCAAGACCCAGCUCAACACGCGCAAGUGGAUCUGCUGUGGCGUGAUCCUGGUGAUUGUGAUCAUCAUUGUCAUUGUCAUCGUCGUGGUCAAGCCCUGGGAGUUCGCCAAGAAGUGACACCGCGUAACCCUCGUGCUCACACCACACCCGGGGCUACUGCCAUGGCUGGUGCAGGGGAUGCGGUGUGUGUGCUGCUCUCGCCCCCUGCACUGCACCACAGGCGACUCUAGUGUAGUUGCUCCCGUGACAUCGCAUCGGCGCUUCCAUCCUCUAGUAUUCCAUCCAUCAACGCCACCCCCCCAUUCCUUGUACCACCUGCCAUGCCGCUUCACUGCGCCAUGCCACAGUAGCCUGCGUGCGUGCCUCCCUGCAUGCCAUGAUGCCAUCCCCAUUCCACCCGGUCUCCACCAUGCCAUACGCCCACCACUUCACCCAAUAAUGUAUAGCUUGUGCACCGUGUUAGGAAUGCUAUGAUGCCCACUAGGCCCUCCAUGAUGUAGGGUGUCUGUAGUGAUGGGUGGUGGGUGUAAUAAUGCCACUGCUCUAGUGGCAAGCGAUUGCCUUUAGCUUCAUGGUGGCUCCACUAGUGUAGAUAAUUAGCAUGCCAUCGGUGGUCAUUCGUAGUUGAUCUAAAGUAUGAUAGUGUUUGAUGUUUAUCUACGUUGUUACCGUCAUUGGUCGAAUAGCAUG
Molecule: messenger RNA, 1623 nt
Organism: Closterium sp. NIES-67
Lineage: Eukaryota; Viridiplantae; Streptophyta; Zygnematophyceae; Desmidiales; Closteriaceae
Source: the annotation of a GenBank genome assembly